AUGGAGAAUCAAGGCCUUGCUUCUUCCCUAGAUUUGGAGAUGGUAGAUCCAUCCUCUUUGAUGCAUGUCAGUAACAAGGAUCGGACUGAGCUUCCCCCUUCUGGGGAGGGUACCUCCUCGUCAAAAGGGUCUUUUCGAAUUAAAAAAGCUAAUGGAUGUUUGGAGAGAUCAGAAGAUAGACCAGUUUUGGUUAUUCAACCUAAGCAGGUUUUAGAAGAUGUUGAUUACUGGGGCAAGCACUCUCUUAUAUGCAAAUUUUUGGGCCUUCGUCUCUCUCUUCCUGUGUUGGAAUCCUGGGCACGUCGGGUUUGGAAACCUGAAGGAGAUAUGGAGAUUCUUUUAGCGGCUAAUAACUACUUCCUGGUUAUUUUUUCAAGCAUAGCAGACAGGAAUAGGGCUUUUGAGGGUGGCCCUUAUUUCUUUAACCAAGUUGGGCUCUUUAUCAAGCCUUGGCAUAUGGGCUUCAACUCUGCGGAAGAGAUCCCGUCGUGGGUACCUGUGUGGGUUCGUUUGUCGAGGCUUCCGUUGGAAUUUUGGAGGGAAGAUAUCCUCCACUCAAUCUCUUUACUUCUUGGGAAACCUGUUGGAUCGGCUUCACAGACUCAAGAUCGUAAGGUAAUCUCCUUUGCUCGCAUUUGUGUUGAAGUUGAUUUGAAUAAUCCAUUACCAGACUCUAUGGAAAUUUGCAUGGGUUCUUCCUCCUGGAUUCAGCAGCUAGAUUACGAAACCCUUCCAUUCAGAUGCAGAAUUUGCCAUGAAUAUGGUCAUCUUCAUCGCAGAUGCCCCAGAUUGAAUUCUUCCCCCUUGCCUGCCUCUGAACCUCCUAGGUUGAACAAGGGGAAAGCCCCGGUGUCUGAUGAGCCUGUUGAUAAGGAGGGAUUUACCCUAGUUAAAUCUCGUAAUAAAGGCAAAGGCAAGAAGAGACCUUGGAUGGAUAGACAGAAUGAGGACACAUUUAAUAGGUUUGAGGUUCUGGAUAGCGUAGUCCAAGAAGAUGGUAUUCCAACUGAGCUUUCUUCUGGGGUUAAGGGUCAAGUAGAGAAUCAAGAGAAUAUUGGUGGCCUCCAGGAGUCACAGAUUACGGUGGGUAAUGCUAGCUUGACUUCUUGUCCGGAAGCUUUGAAGGCAUCCGCGGAUCCUGUAAAGGGUGCUAAGGCUCCUCCUGCCUUAGGCUUGCAUCAAAAACAUUUUAAAAAGGGGCCUCUAGAUAAACAGUCAAGGAGUGGAAGGAAGACUGAUCAAGAGAAGGUCAAGAUUAUGGGGGAUACUUUGGUUGAGUCUGGACAAAAGGCUGUUCGCAGAUUAAUCGAGUCUCAGGCUCCAGAUGUGGUAUUCAUUCAGGAAACCAAGCUUACAGUGGAUGGUUUGAAUAAUUGUGCUCUGCGUAUCUGGCCCCAAGGCUACUGGCAGGGGGUGGGGGCGUUGGGCAGUUCUGGGGGGGUGGCUUGCUUUUGGAACCCGAGGAAAGUCUCCCCCUUAUGGUGGGUCUCUAGUCGGUCUUCUAUCUCUAUGGUGGCUUCCAUUUUCCAAACUGGUGAAAGAUGUCUUUUCUCCAAUAUUUACGCUCCUACUGAUCUUCCAGGUAAGACACACCUUUGGGAUCAUAUCAAUUUUGUUCGUUCUUUGGAACCGUUUCUCCCAUGGAUUUUGGCUGGUGACUUUAAUGUUGUUAUUAGUAUGGAUGAAAAACGAGGAGGGUUAGCCAGGCUUGAUCCUUCCUCUCUUUUGCUCAGAGAUAAUAUUGGUCUCCUUAACCUUGUUGACGUGAAGCCAAUCAAUGGAGUUUUUACUUGGAAUAAUAGGCGGUGUGGUGAUGAGGCUAUCUCAGAACGGCUUGAUAGAUUUCUGGUUUCCUAUUAUUGGAUGAGUAGAAGGUGGACUACCAGUUCUGAUAUCCUGGAUUGGAGGGGAUCUGAUCACUGGCCUAUCAAACUUUGUGUCCUCUCUUAUGGGAUCACCAAAAAUCCGUCCUUCAAAUUUCAAUUGAUGUGGUUACGGGAUCACUCUCUUCGGGAUCUGGUGCUGGAUUGGUGGUACGAAGGGCUUCCUGCCCAUGGGAGGGCCAUGUACACUUUUAGCAAAUGGCUCCAAUAUGUGAAGUAUAGGCUUAAGAGGUGGAAUAAACAAUGUUUUGGGAAUCUGCAUGCUCAGAAACUUGCUGCUCAAUCUAAGCUGGAUAGUAUUACUCGUCAGAUUCGAGACCAUGGGUUGUCCUCUGACCUUUUGAAUGCUGAGUCCUUGGCUCUUAAGGGCUUAGAAGAGUGGGAGCUUCGGGAGGAGAUUUUCUGGAAGCAAAAAUCUCGUAUUGAUUGGCUUCAGGAGGGGGACAGGAACACAUCUUUCUUCCAUAAUUCGGUCAAGGCCCGUAGGCAGGGUAGCUCCUUUUCCAUGCUUCUCUCGAGUGAUGGGACCCAACUCUCGUCCUGUGGUGAAAUUUCGAGGGAAGCUGUCAACUAUUUUUCUAAUCUUUUUACUAGGGAGGAUAUUCCUGCUAGAUCCGAGAAGAGGGCUAUCUUGGAUUCUAUUCCUUGCUUGGUCUCAGAUGAGAUGAAUGGGGCUCUUUUGGGUCCAAUUCUGCUGCUUGAAUUGGAGAAGGUUGUGUUUAGUAUGAAAAAAGGCAAAGCUCCUGGCCCAGAUGGGUUUCCGAUUGAGUUCUUCCAGGAAUUUUGGGAAAUAAUAAAGUUUGAUCUCCUUGAGGUGGUUCAGGGAUCCCUUAGGAACAAACAAAUGCUUAAGUCUCUGAAUUCUACUUUUCUAGCUCUCAUACCUAAGAAGGAGGGGGCUAAUCGGAUGGAUCAAUUCAGGCCUAUUGCUUUAUGCAAUGUUGUCUACAAGAUCAUCACCAAAUUGAUUGCUGAGAGACUCAAACCUCUCCUUGGUGCUUUGAUUUCUACUGAGCAGGGAGGCUAUGUGGAAGGGAGACAAAUCUUGGAUGGUGUCGUGAUUGCUUCAGAGGUUAUUCACUCUAUGGCUUCCUCUAAGGAGAGGGCGAUGUUCAUUAAGCUUGACAUGGCUAAAGCUUAUGAUCGGGUGAGCUGGGAGUUCCUUCAGAAUAUCCUCUUGGCCUUUGGCUUUAAAGAGGAAUGGGUGAGUUGGGUUCUCAGUUGUGUUACCUCAUCCUCCUUCUCCAUUCUCAUUAAUGGGGAAUCUUCAGAUUGGUUUAGUGCUUCUCGGGGACUCUGGCAAGGGGACCCUCUUUCCCCUUAUCUUUUCAUUAUCAUGGCGGAAGGUCUUGGUAGAUUUAUUAAAUCUCAGGUGCGGCAGGGUCGUAUUCACGGCUGGAGCUGGAACAAUGAUCUCCCUCCCUGUUCUCACCUUCAAUUUGUGGAUGAUACUGCUUUGAUGGGCUUGGCUAGAGUUAGUGAGGCAGUAAAUUUCAGGAGAACUUUAGACAUCUACUUGAAAGCUGCUGGUCAGAGUAUUAAUGAUGAUAAAUCUUCCAUUUAUUUCUUUAAUACUCCUCGUCUCAUUCAGAACAGGAUUGCCAGGAUCCUUAGAUUCCAAAUUGGAUCGCUUCCCCUGAUGUACCUAGGGAUUCCUUUGGCUUUGGGACCCCAACGGAGAGAUUUUUGGCAGGGGAUUUUGGAUAAGUUCCGGAGUAAGGUUAGUCAUUGGACUUACAGAUGGCUCUCUUCUACUGGUAGAGUGCUUCUCCUUAAAACUGUGGUGCAGGCUCUCCCUAUUUAUAGGUGUUGUGUGCAGAAUCCUCCUGCCUCCUUUAUGAGGAAGUUUGAUGCUCUUUCCCGGCAAUUCCUUUGGUCGAGAAACCUUCUUUCUUCGAAGUGGAGUUUAGUCAAGUGGGAGUCUGUCUGUAGGUUGAAGCAUGCUGGGGGCCUUGGCCUUAGGUCUAUGGCUCUUAUGGUUUCGGCUUUGGCAGCUAAGCUGUACUGGAGAUGGUGCAACAACCAGGAUCAGGAGUGGGCCAAGAUUCUUUCUUUCAAGUAUGUUCCUGGGGUUGAGAGCCAGGAAGUGCCAUGGAUUGCUCUGCUGGGCAAAGGUUCUUGCAUAUGGGAUAUUCUUAAGAAGGGAGCUCAGCUUGUUAGGAAUGGUCUCUUCUGGAUCUGUAACAAUGGAUCUGAUGCUCUCUUUUGGUUGGAUUCUUGGGAUGGUCACCCUCCCAUCCUAUCUAGUUUCCCACAGCUUCUGCCUCUUUGCCAGAUGUUCUCUGAUGCUGGGUGGAUUAAGGUGGAGCAUUUUAAAACUGUUAAGCGUAUGGGUCAUCUGGAGGUGUCUUGCUGGAAGGAUCCACAAGAGUGGCCGGUGGGUGGUUCUGAGGAGGAUCGGGCAGCUUUGUGUAAGGUCUUGGAGGGCAGGCUUUGUAGCUCUCUGAAGGAGAGGGACAAAUUGGCUUGGAGUCCUAGCCCAAAAGGUAAUUAUACUGUUGCUCAAGGCUAUGCUAUGCUUGAUAGGAAUUUACAUGGUCCUGCUGAGGUGCCUUGGUGGAGAAAGGUCUGGAACAACUUUUCUUGGCCCAAGUGUAAUUUCUUUUUAUGGUUGGUUGCCCAGAGGAAAUGUCUCACUUGGGAGAACCUUCGCAAAAGGGGGUUUCAGGGACCUUCCAUUUGUGUUCUUUGUUUGAGCAGUGAAGAAUGUUCUUCCCACUUGUUCUUCCACUGCCCCUACUCUCGUGAGAUUUGGCACAGAUGGUGGGAGGCUUGGCAUCAUGGUUGCAUUCAUGCUUCCUCUCUUAUUGAGUUUUGGGAGAGUCUGGGCAGGCCUCCUGCGAAGACUCCUUUUCUUCAGGUGGCCUGGUUCAUUGGGCCUAGUUUCAUUCUUUGGAACCUUUGGCUGGAAAGGAACCGUAGAGUUUUUUGUGAUUCCAGAUUGGAUAGUGGUCAACUGUGGACAAAGAUUAUCAGCAGGCUUCAGGAGACUAUUCAUGCUAAAUGUGAUAUGUCUGUAAGUAUUGAUCCUGGGGAUGUUACAGUCGUGCGAGAUUUGAGCUUGGGUGUUAAUAGUAGGGGUUGCUCUGCUAAUAUUAUACCCCGUCGUGUCAAGAGACGGAUCUGUCGUGAUGGGAGAUGGGCUCCUCCUCCUGAUGGGGUCCUAAAGAUUAAUACGGAUGGAUCUUCUCGGGGGAAUCCUGGGCAUGCUGGUAUUGGGGGUAUUGGUAGAAGUAAAGAUGGUGAUGUUGUUUUUUGCUUCUCUGUCUACAAAGGGCUUUACUCUAAUAACCUGAUGGAGGCCCUGGCUAUUAAGACUGCUGUUGAGCGAGGUUGCUCUCUUGGCUGGAGGAGAAUUAUCUGUGAGUCUGACUCUCAGAUUGUUGUGGAUAUGUUGAACAACCAGAGGUUGGAUGGUGUUAGUUGGCAUUUAGCUUUGAUGGUCAGACAGAUUUUAAGUGUAUGUAGCUCCUUGGAAUCUGUCUCUUUCUGUCACAUCCCUAGAGAAUGGAAUACCGUGGCUGACUGCUUGGCGAAGUGGGCCUCGGAGAAAGGGGAUGGUUGGGAUAUUAGUGGUAGGGGUGAGUUACCUUCUGAUUAUCGAGGGAUUUUGGAAAGAGCUUUAAUGGAAGACAGGACUAUGUAG
Molecule: messenger RNA, 5529 nt
Organism: Cryptomeria japonica (Japanese cedar)
Lineage: Eukaryota; Viridiplantae; Streptophyta; Pinopsida; Cupressales; Cupressaceae
Exons: 3
Coding region: 1-5529 (1842 amino acids)
Biological process (GO): DNA repair
Molecular function (GO): RNA-DNA hybrid ribonuclease activity; DNA binding
Source: RefSeq, a predicted model, not a curated record